AUGGCUGGUACUUAUGAUACUGAAGAGCAAAGAAUUAUCGAUAGAAUUAAAUGCAUUGCUUUUCGUGAAGCUCGAGAUGCUGGUGCAACAUUUAUUAAUCGACAGUGGGUUGCGGAAAAAGUACAUCGUACGGCUCAAUUUGUCACAGACUGGUGGCAAAAACCAUGUGACCAAUGUUUUGCUGAUUAUUCAAAUGCUGGUCGAAAGCUUAAAUUAUCACAAGCAAGUCAAGACAUCAUUCGUAAGGCGAGUGGUCGACAAAGAAAAAGUUGCUCCGUUGUGGCAAAGAAGAUUGCAGAAAAGCAAAAAGAAUAUGUCACUCGAAGAACAAUUAAUAAUUACCGUCACAGAGAAGGAUUAAAACCAUUUCAUGUUAUUCCAAAACCGCUAAAAUCUGAAACUCAUAUAUCAGAUCGAUUAUGGCUGUGCGAUUGGUUAAAAGAUUGGAUUGAAGAAGAUUUUCUUCAUCUGGCACCAUCUGAUGAAUUUUACGUGUGGGUCGUUCGUCGACUAAAUUAUCAGAACGAUCGAAUUUGGGCAAAAAGCGUCAAUGAUAUCGAAGAAGACGAACGUUAUCGUAAAAUGGUUAAAAACCAACCGUGCAUUGGAAUUUUUGUGAUAUUUACCGCUAAAAGGUUACAUUGGGUGAUUAAAGACAAAGGUGAAUCCUGGACCGGUCAAUACUUUCGUGAUAUAAUUUUGACCGAACACGUCUUCCCAUUCUUAAAAAAUGAAGAAAAUGUUAUUGAUCCCGAUGAAGUUAUUUUUAUCCAUGACAACGCACCAUGUAUGCGAGCGUAUCCGACCCAACAUUUGCUUCAAGACAAUGAUAUUAAAUUUUGGGAUAAUGAUAUUUGGCCUGGAAAUUCAUCUGAUCUCAAUGUGGCAGAACAUAUUGGAACAAUAAUCAAGGAUGAAGUUGAAAAAAAGAUGUUAUCAGAACCUGGACAUUCUCGUUAUCUGGAAGAAACACUCAAAAUGCACAUUUCAGAUGUUUUGAAAAACAUGGAAACCGACACAGAUUUAUUUGAAACUCUUCUAUGUUCGUAUCCAUCUCGACUACGUGCAGUAAAGAACGCUAAUGGUCGUCACACUGACUAUUGA
Rotaria sp. Silwood1 is the source of this 1104-nucleotide messenger RNA. NCBI's taxonomy places the organism in Eukaryota, Metazoa, Rotifera, Eurotatoria, Philodinida, Philodinidae. The record is from the annotation of a GenBank genome assembly.